Molecule: messenger RNA, 980 nt
Organism: Phragmites australis (common reed)
Lineage: Eukaryota; Viridiplantae; Streptophyta; Magnoliopsida; Poales; Poaceae
Exons: 5
Coding region: 113-688 (191 amino acids)
Biological process (GO): box C/D snoRNP assembly
Molecular function (GO): box C/D methylation guide snoRNP complex binding
Source: RefSeq, a predicted model, not a curated record
CGCGGCGCCGAGCCCUGCGCCCCCUCCCGCCGCCGCCUCCACGCCGCUCCGCUCCGACGGCUCCAAGACCUUCCCACCACGCCGGCAAAAGCUAACGCUUUACAGGACCGCCAUGGGGGAGCCGAGCAAGGAGCUCCUGGACCUCCCCUCCGAGACCAGGACACCCUCCUCCUUCAUCGAGUCGCUUCUUGCGAGAAGAGAGCAGCAGCAGCAGCAGCAGCAGCAGGACAAGGAGGGGAAGCGCAACCCGAGUCCUCCGGCCGAUGCCCUCCCCAAGAGCCAAGUUCUCGGGAAAGUGAAGGAUUUCUUGGGGGAGAUUGCAAAGGCGAACGAUAAGUUGCAGCUCGAUGCGCAGAACAAGCCUCCGGAGGAGUAUGAUAUCGAAGCCCUUACCGGGAACGAAAAGGAAUAUAUUGAGAUGGAUUUGCUUCUUGGGGUUGCUGAUCUUCAUUCGGAGCAAGCUGUGGAGGCAGCUGAAGCAACAAUGAACGGCUUCCCACCUUCAGGGAAGUCAUUUGCUUGCAGCUCAUCUGACUCGGAAGAUGAUAGUGAUGACAGUGAUGAAGGUGGUGGUCAUGAACCUAUCGUGUCUGACAAAGAUAAAUGUAAAGGUCCAGAUGAAGCGCAGGCGGGUCCAGCUGAAGGAAAGAAGCCCAAUAAAAGACAGAAGAUUGUUGUCCUUAACUAGGAUCCUUGUCUUUCGAAAACGAGGGCAGGUGUUGUGCUCUUUCAGAAAGAAAGUGCAAGGAUAAUGUGUCCGAGGCCUGGCAUUAUCAGGGUGGCUAGAAGAACGACACCCAAAUAUCAGAAUUACCUACUUCAGUGUUGAAUAAUGUUCAGGUUAACUUGGAUAGCUUUCAUAGGGGCUUAAUGAUGUGCAAGGCCCCCCACUCCGGUACUACAAUGCCUAGUUCGUUUCAAAAAAAAAAGGUAAUACAAUGCCUAGCAAUGUUUGCCUCUUCUGGAAUUGUGUGUGCUUC